AUGCCGCUUCCUGGGCUCUUCCUGGUGCUCCAGCUCUCGGGAUGCUGCAUCCCGGGCUCUUCCUGGCGCUCCGUCUCUCGCGUCCCGGCCCUGCCCUGCCCCGCGGCCGCGUCGCUGCUCCGGUGCCUGCACAACCUGCCCAGCAGCUCCCAGCACCAGUCCAGGCACCGGCGCUUCCGUAGGGAAGUGGGAGCCACAGGUGCCAUCGGAGCGCUCCAGAGGAGGGUUCCGCGGCCGUCUUGCACCAACGGGCACCUCAUGUGCGCCGGCUGCUUCAUCCACCUGCUGGCGGACGCGCGGCUCAAGGAGGAGCAGGCGACGUGUCCCAACUGCCGCUGCGAGAUCAGCAAGAGCCUCUGCUGCCGCAACCUGGCCGUGGAGAAGGCGGUGAGCGAGCUGCCCGCCGAGUGCGGCUUCUUCGCCCGCCAGUUCCCCCGCUCAAUCCCCGCGCCAACUCCCUCCGCCCUUCCCACCCUCAGGGUGACGCAGUGCAAGUACAAGCGGAUCGGGUGCCCAUGGCAGGGCCCCUACCAUGAGCUGACGGUGCACGAGGCCGAGUGUACCCACCCCACCAAGACGGGCAACGAGCUCAUGGACAUCCUGGACGAGAUGGACCAGACGCGCAAGAAGGAGAUGCAGCUCUACAACAGCAUCUUCAGCCUGCUCAGCUUCGAGAAGAUCGGCUACACAGAGGUGCAGUUCCGCCCGUACCGCACGGACGACUUCAUCACGCGCCUCUACUACGAGACGCCGCGGCUCACGGUGCUCAACCAGACGUGGGUGCUCAAGGCGCGCGUCAACGACUCGGAGCGCAACCCCAACCUGUCGUGCAAGCGCACGCUCUCCUUCCAGCUCAUCCUCAAGAGCAAGAUCAACUCGCCCAUGGAGUGCUCCUUCCUGCUGCUCGAGGGGCCCUACGACGACGUCAAGAUCAACCCCGUCAUCUACCACUUCGUCUUCACCAACGAGAACAACGAGACCGACUACAUGCCGCUGCCCAUCGUGGACUCGGUGGAGUGUAACAAACUGCUGGCGGCCAAGAACAUCAACCUGCGGCUUUUUAUAUUUCCUAUACAGAAAUAA
Molecule: messenger RNA, 1083 nt
Organism: Tinamus guttatus (white-throated tinamou)
Lineage: Eukaryota; Metazoa; Chordata; Aves; Tinamiformes; Tinamidae
Source: RefSeq, a predicted model, not a curated record